This is a messenger RNA of Oncorhynchus tshawytscha (Chinook salmon), 964 nucleotides long. Its product is annotated as cytochrome c oxidase subunit 4 isoform 2, mitochondrial. Gene Ontology annotation, biological process: mitochondrial electron transport, cytochrome c to oxygen. The transcript has 5 exons. The record is from RefSeq and is a predicted model, not a curated record. NCBI's taxonomy places the organism in Eukaryota, Metazoa, Chordata, Actinopteri, Salmoniformes, Salmonidae. Bases 143 to 670 code for a protein of 175 amino acids.
CUGACUUUAGCCCUCCCAUUUUCUCACCAAGAGCCAAAGCUGAGACACAGCAACAGUGCGCCAAAGCAGGCAAUCGCUGAAGAGUGGGUGAACUUUUUUUGUCCAUAUUUUUUUUCUCAAGGUCCACUCUCUCAGGACAAAUAUGCUUCACCUGACAGCAGGACGAGUCGGGGGCUUGUUUUCCAGGCGCGCGGUGGUGGGACUGACCAACAGUGGUGCGAGGAUGUCAAGCCACCACGAGGUAUCUGACCAAGUGGACAUGUCCCAGCCAAUGUACUGGGAUCGUCUGGACACCCCUCUGCCAGACAGAGCAUGGAUUGAUGUCCUUGAUUCUAAGGAUAAGAGUCUGAAACAGAAGGAGAAGGGGCCAUGGACUGCACUGUCCAAGGAGGAAAAAAUUGCCUUGUACAGGCUGAAGUUCAACCACACCUACCCUGAGAUGAAGAAGCCGUCCCAUGAGUGGAAGACCGUGAUUGGUGGGAUGUUCAUCUUCUUUGGCAUCACUGGUCUGGUGGUGUUUUGGCAGGGCCACUAUGUGUACCCACCUCAACCUCACACUUUUGGUGAGGAGUGGCAGGCUAAGCAGAUCCAGAGGAUGCUGGACAUGCGGGUCAACCCAAUUGAGGGCUUUUCUGCCAAGUGGGACUACAAGAACAAACAAUGGAAGUAAAUUAAGUAAUGGAAUGGACGGGAUACUGUACUGAAAUGAGGAGUGGUUGGACUUGACAACACCUUGAGCCUCUGUUUAGCCAACAGCCUCUCCUUCCACCAUAGCUACCCAUCUGAAUCCAUCCCCAUACUGUUUAAGUAAAAAAAAAAAAAAAAAAACGGUUGGCUUUCUUCUCUCUCCAUCUAUCUGAGAAAAAAUGUCUAACAAUAUGGGCUGCUUGUCCUAAUUUCUGCUUUAGCAUUCCAGUGGUAUUGUGUCUGGUUUGGCCAUAAAGGAAGUGAGUAUUGCGGGUUA